Molecule: messenger RNA, 15053 nt
Organism: Gallus gallus (chicken)
Lineage: Eukaryota; Metazoa; Chordata; Aves; Galliformes; Phasianidae
Gene: ANO2
Product: anoctamin 2
Exons: 25
Coding region: 8373-11390 (1005 amino acids)
Biological process (GO): chloride transmembrane transport
Cellular component (GO): plasma membrane
Molecular function (GO): chloride channel activity; protein dimerization activity
Source: RefSeq, a predicted model, not a curated record
ACCCUUUAUUGCUUUCAGACCUCUGUUUCUUCUACUAUGAGACCAAAAUAUGCAUGAAGCAUAUAAAAUAACAUCCUCGUUAGGAAGCUUAGAAAGUGUGGGAUGAUGAGUGAGAUGGAAUGAGAACUGGCUGACUGGUAGAGUUGUAAUGAGUAGCACAGAGUCUGACUGGGGGCCUAUAACAUUGGUGUUCCCCAGGGGUCAGUGAUGGGUCUGGUCUUGUUUGACAUCUUCAUUACUGACCUGGAUGAAGGGAUAGAAUCUACUCUCAGCAAGUUUGUGGAUGACAUAAAGCUGUGAGGAGCUGUGCUGCCUUUCAGCAAGACCUAGACAGACUGGAGAGUUGGACGAAGAGGUACCUGAUGUUCAAUAAGAGCAAUUGUGGAGUCUUGCACCUGGGGAGGACUAACCGCAUGCAUCAAUACAGGUGGAGAGGAGCUCUGCAGAGAAGGACCUGGGGGUCCUGGUGGACAACAGGAUGGCCAGCAGUGUGCCGCUGUCAGUGGUAAAAACAGUGUGGCCAGCAUGUUGAAGGUGGUGAUCCUCCUCAUCCACUCUGUCCUGGCAAGGAAACAUGUGGCUAUAUUGUGCCCAGUCCUGGGUAACCCAGUUCAGUGAAGGUGAGGAUCAUCUAGAAAGAGUCCAGUGGAGGCCCACAGGGAUGAUUAAGAUCCUGGAGCCUCUCUCUAAUGAGGAAAGGCUGAGUCUGGGUCUCUUCAGUCUGGAGAAGAGAAAGCUGAGAGGGGAUCUCAUCACUUUAUGUAAACACCUAAAGUGUGGGAGUCUAGUGAAUGGGGGCAGACUCUUUUCAGUAGAAAGCAUCAGUAGAUAAGGAGCAAUGGGCAGAAACUGGAACACAACACAAAGAAGAUUUUCUGCUUUGUCAGAGUGAUGGAGCACUGAAGCAGGCUGCCCAGAGAGGUUGUGGGGUCUCUUUGGAGAUAUUCAACACUCAUCUGGAUGCCAACCUAUGUGACCUGCUGUAGGGAACCUACUUUAGUAGAGGGGUUGGACCCUAGAAGUCCCUUCCAACUCCUACAACUUUGUGAUUCUGUGAAAUGCACAGUAACCCCAGAGAGAAAAAGCACCAUCCUCACUCAUUGCAGUAGAUCUGUCACCACUUUUCCUCCUUCCAUUGUAGCUGCCUCUGGAUAUUGAGCAUUCUGACAGAUGGAUUUGAGUCCCCCAGGUAAUCAGGUGCACAGAAGCUCAUCUGAAACUAUAAGCAAGUAAAUGUCAAACAUCAGAGCCUGUAAGAGAGGUCCAAAGCAAAGGAGUACAGAGAUGGUAAAAGGCAACACCUUCAUCUUCCUCUUGCCAUUACUUGCCAUUAGGACCUUCACUCAGACUGACCUUUUUUUAGCUUGCAAAAGCUGGAAGGAUUGCAGUCCUUCAUGGGUUCAGACAGGUCUUCUAAUCAGAUAAUUGUAUAAGUCAAGCACUAGCUUAUCAGCAUGAGAAGGACACACAAGGACAUCCACAGAACAAAGAUGGAGCUACUGUCUUCUACAUCCUCUGCAAUAUCAGAUGAGCAUAGCUAGUGUUUUCACUAACUGCAAAGUGGGUAGAUAAUAUUUAAUUAAACGUCUAUCCAACAAACAAGCAAAAAUACCUGUUUUUAUUACUUCUAAUUUAUUUAACAAGAAGUCUAAUGGAUCUAAUAUUUUAGGGGAGAAACAAACUAAAAUAAAAACGUCAGCCUUCUAACUAGAGCAAUUUUUAUUUUUCUUCAAGGAGAGCCAAGAGAUUCAUUGAAAAAAUAUAUAUAGAUUCAAACUCACAGUAGCUGUACUUCAAUAUAAUUGGAAUAACAGAGCUGAAUUAAAACUCCAUACCCAUUCAAGAAUGACCCAUACUACAUGGCUUUUCUUCACCUUCCUCUGCUGCAAGUUUACAUUCAUGCAUAUGAAAGUAAUGUAUAUGCCAGUAUAUGAACUAAAGUGGGCAUACAAUAAUGAGAACUUGGUGUUUUUGUCUUGUAGAAUAGAAUUCUGUGGACUUUUUUAUAGUCAGUACUUUUAUUUAUGAGGUCUGGAUAAUGCCAGUGCAUUCCAAGCAAAGCCAAGGUACUGUUGCGCUUGAUGUACAAUGCUAGAAGAAGCAUCUCCCUUGAAAACUGCUUCAUAGAAACAGACAAGUGAGGAAGAGCAUGAAGAAGAAAAUGUUAUAGCAUCUCACUUAAUAGACUAAGAAGGCACACACAUUUUUGGCACUGACCUGCUGACAUGAGAAACUAGCUUUUUCAGGCAGCCUAUCCCAGAAGAGCUGUCUUUCUGAUGAUGGUGCCAGGGAGCGCUAUGGAACAGAUCAUCUUGAUGAGAUCACAUGGCAGGUGCAGGACUACAGGGAUCGGGACCAGCCAGCAUGGGUUUGUGAAAGGAAAGUCCUGCUUUACGAACCUGGUCUUCUAUGAUUGAGUGACCUACCUGGUCAUGAGGGAAAGGCUGUCAAUGUAGUCUACUUAGAAUUCAGCAAAGCCUGAUACUGUCUCCCACAGAGUCACCAUCCUUUGGAGGCAUUCAAGAAACAUUUAGAUGUUUCUUGAAUGGUGAUAGGUGGUUUCUUAUUGAUAGAAUGGUUUCUUAUUGGUGAUAGGUGGACAGUUGGACUAGAUGAUCUUGGAGACCAUUUUCAACCUUGGGGAUUCUAUGAUUCUAUGAAACAGAUUUGGAUUCCCUUUCUGCAGGUUACAAGUGCCUUUUGCACAGCCCAGUUUCACUGUACAAUUAACACCUACCUGCAGAAUCCAGGCUUUGAGGAACAUUGUCUUUAACUUGCAGAUAAAUAUUGCAAGACUUUUUGAGCUAUCUUUGGCUUUCUACUGAUGUUUCACCUCUCAUCACUUUAGAAGACCAAUUAGAUUGGUGAACAUGCUACUAGAUGAUAGAUUUACAUGAACAGUAAAUGGAUUUGGGGAGGAGUCUUCAUAAAGCUUCUUUAUUAUUAAAAGCAUGUAAUGUCUCUGAUAAUUUUUACAAACUUCCAAGAUCCUCUACAGCAGAUGAAACACAAUCUGGUGUAUUGGGAUUAUUUUUUGCAGUUUUGCACUACCGAUUAACACUAUACUCACCUACCAUAGGAAAUUUCUCUGAUGGAAAUAGUGCUAAAACAAACAACAAAAAGCAGAACUCAAACCCAUUUUCAUUUUAACCAACUGGAUAUUGUUUUCUAUCAUACUGCCUUCUUUGUAUAUUAUUUAUUACCUGUACUAGAUGUAUAAUAUAAUACAUAUAUAUACGCAUAUAUGCAUAAUAAAAUACAUAUUAUAUAAAUUUGUAUUUCAUACAUACUUGGAACACUUUGCCCAAGACGAGAGGCUGGAGAAGGCUCUGGAGAGACCUGAUAGCAGCCUUUCAGUAUCUAAAAGGGGCCUGUAUGAAAGAAGGGAAUAAGCUUUUUAACAGGGUCUGUUGUGAUAGGAUAGGGAGAAAUGGUUUCAGACUAAAAAAGGGGGGAUUCAGACUGGACAUAAGAAAAAAGUUAUAUAUGAUAAGGUUAGUGAAGCACCACAGAGGUGGUGGAUACCCUCUCCCUGCAGAAAUUCAAGGUAAGGCUGGAGUAACCCGAUCUAGCUGUAGAUGUCCCUCUACAUUGUAGAGGACCUGGACAAGAGGACCUUUAGAGAUUCCUUCCAACUCAAAUGAUUUUACAGUUUCAUGAAAUACAGCUGUGUACCUUUACUGUUCUGGACAUUUGAUCAAAGUGAUCAAGCAAAGAGGGAUUCAUUUGUUCAAAUGGACAGGGUAGUCAGGUAAUUAAAAAACAACAGAAAAACAACAACAAAAUUACAGGCAUCAUCUCAAAACUAGUAUGCAUUUGUUUGUGUGCAAAGAAGCAUCCUGUUAGAAAUAUCCAAAUAAUUUUGUCAGGAUGGUAUCUCUGAUAAAAGCAGAUUUUAUUUGCGAUUGCAAUGGCGGGCGUCCCACAAGCAGGAGCACCCCUAAGGACUUGAUGACAGCUUUUGUACCUUGUUUUCCCCUUUGUCUACCCCCCCUGCCCCGUUUCUCCUUUGGCUGGGUACUCCAGGUUCACAAUUUUAUCAAAGGUUUACAUUUGUUAAUUUGUGUAUUAUCUGGUGUCAGUCAGUAGCCGUCCUGUUGUCUCCAAGAUGUCUCAGUCAUACUGAUAUGAUGAUUUUCUUCAAAGCCUUGACUGAACAAAGAGCACCGGGGGGUGGGGGGGGAUGCCAGGCCUUCCCAAUGCCUCUUCAGGCACUCCCUUGGGCAUGUCAUGACUUGUUCUCUGGUUUGAUAAAUCUCGUGCAGGUUAUUCUUGCAAUGUGUAUGACAAAAUAUACAUAUGUACACCUAUAUACUGAGCGUGCAUUCCUGGGGAAGGUUUGUGUAGAGGAUAAGUGAUGUAAACUACCAGAAACCUCCCUCCCCCAUGUAAAGUAGAAUGACUCCCAAAUGCAACUAUGGCAGCGGAGACCAUGAAAUAAAUAAAUAAAUAAAUUCUUAUCUAAUUGUAAUGCAGAAACAACAUUUGAUUCCCACAAUUCCCUCCUUUUAUUUUUUUAUACGUUGUUGAUUUCUGCUUUUUUUUUUUUUUUUUUAAGGUUCACUUUUAUAAACAUCUCCCUUCUCUUCACUUUCUUUAUUUCCCAUCUCCUCUAAUACCAUCAUUUUAUCCAAAUACAGUGCUGGCUCCAUUGGUGUUUGCUUCAAUAGUGCUGUCUCGCUCAACUGCUGUACCAGUCCCCUCACACAAUGGCCAUCAGGGCUCCUGCUACUAUACUCAAAGAAGUAAAUGUGGAUACCUUCCUUACCAAAGGAAAGGUAUUUCCUUCCCUUCCAUUACCAAAGCAGGACUCCAGCCAUUCCAUGUUAGAAGUAUCUAGUCCUGAUUUUUCUUCCAGUUCAUUGGUAAGGGUGGUAAGCCCUUGCAAUGCCUUAGUCAUUAUGACAUCCAGAGCUGUGUUACUGGGGAUAAAGGUACAACGACAGGUACCCAACACUACACAUACACCCCCUCCUUCAGCAAGCAUCAUAUCUUGGGCGAUCCUGUUUUCCCAGGCCAUCCUACUUGUGGCAUCUAACUGUUCUGCAGUUCCCUUUAUUGCACUCUUUGUAUAAUUUAUAAGUCUCAGUUGAUCAUAAUAAAUACAAUUAAUCCAAUCUACAUUCUUGUUGAUCAUCACCCACCAGGACAGUGACUCAAACCCUACAACAAUUUGAUUUCUUGUCUUACACUCAUCAGGGACUCCAAGAAAAAUCAUCAGCUUGCCCACAUACCAAACAAUUACUGAUAUUAGUAUACUUUGCAAUGCUGUUUUUCACAAGAGAUACAUAAGCAUUUACAUCAAACAUUGCAUUUACCAAAUUAACGUUUCUAACAAUUACAAGAGCCCACAAGAGUCUUUGGAUUCACAAUUUUAAAGGUCCAUCUGGCUUCGGUUCCCAUGGUGUUCAAGGGACCUUCUUAACUCUAGUAUGAUGUAACCACAAGGCUUGUACUUUAAUUUUUACUGUUGUGUGGGACAUUAGCAGCACCUGGAACAGACCUAUCCACCUUGAUUCCAGGUGUGAAUCUGAAAGAGAACUAGUAUAUACAUAUAAUCUCCUGAUAAAAUAUUAUGUAUCGAGCCGUCAAGGCCUUGGGCUCUAGUCCCUACAACCAGAUCCUCUGUUCCCCAAAGCUAUUCCUCUGAACUUAUCACAUACUCAGUUAGUAUUUCACUCCCUACCCAGGUAGAGAUCCCCAUUUGUACAAUAUAAGCCUUCUGUACAGUACUUUGAAAAGACUUAUCCCCUCUUUGACCCUAGGUUUCAUUCUGGUCCUAAGGAGAGCCAAAGGCAAUGACUGUGGCCAGGAUAGUCCAGCUUCCUGGCCCAGUUUUACAAUCUCAUCUUUUCCACCUGACCACUUGCCUAUGGUCUGUGUGAUAUGUGCAAUUGCCGAUCUAUUCCCAAUAGCUUACUGACCUGUUGGACAAUCUUUGCAGUAAAGUGAGUUCCCAGGUUGCAGGAACUGCAAACCGUGAAAUAAUCUCCUGCAACAAUACCUUGGUUAUUUCUUUGGCUUUAUUGGUCCUGCAAGGGAAUGCUUCUGGCCACCCUGAAAAGGUAUUGGUUAGAACCGGCAUAUAACAAAACCCUUCUUUUUCCUGGCAGUUUCAAAAUAAUCAAUUUGCCAUUGUUGCCCUGGAAGGUUCCCUUUCCCAAUAGGCCCCACUUGUACCCUGUUCCUGGUACUAAGACCAUAUAAUUACUCUGUAGUGUCUGUUCCCCCAGUAUAUGUUAUUAUGUUCCCUUAGAACAAAUUUCCAUAAAACACUGAAGGGCACAACAAUGUGUUCAUCUGGGUAUGCACCCACAAUCCCUCCUGGUAGAGAAAACCACAUAGCAACAUUUUUAAUCUAUUUAUUUAUUUAUUUUAAUUUCUGCAAUCUAAUACUUUGAAGUUCAGAAGCUGUGGCAUUCAGGAUGCCUACUGCUUCAUAACUGAAUUCAGCCUCUCAGUGAAGUUCUGAGAUUAACAUAAAAUACUAGCAGGAUAAGAAUGACAAAUAUUUGAUAUCUGUUGAUAUAUUACUUAGAAAUUAAGAAAUGCCAUUCCAAAUGAAGAAAUGAGGAAGAAAUGUGUGAUUUAACCUUUUUGUAUCUGAAAAUAUUAUUCUACAUGAAUACUAAAGCAAGUAUUAAAAGUUUAUCUGUAAUGUCUAAUGUACGCACCUUCCCUAACUUUCUGAGAGAUAAAUGAGUAGUUAUUUAUUUGCUUUUGUCAGUGUUAAAAUGUAGUGUAGAACAGUUUUACUAACCUGUUAAGAUACAGUCAGAAAUCCUGACCCCCUGACUUUUAGGUAGAAUCAGGAAUGUGGUAUGUGUCUAGGUUACAAAUAAAACUGUUAAAACGGCACUUCAGUUGAGCUGAAGUAAACAAAUUAACAGGAUGUAAUUUUGACUUGCGGAACAAACUCCAUAACCAUGAAGUAGUUGCAGAGCAGGUAUGUUUUAUUUGGCCAGUUGGGUGCAGGGGGGAUAACUCCUUCCUAGCCUGCACACUGAAAGCAGGUAAAUAUGCCCCUUCAUAGAGGGAAUACGUGCAUAUUUAUGGUACAGGGAGUGGUUAUUACAAUUAAUUCUAGUACAAUAUUCCAUACUUAUUCUAUGCCCCAAAUCUCACCCCUAACUAAUGGCCCCAUAUCAUUCCCAUUGUUCGUGCUCAACUACUCUUAACAACAUAACAGAUUAGCCAAAAAAUUCAAUUUUGUCUCAGUCUCUUCAGUCUGCCUGAAACUUUCACUGGAAAGACAAACAUCAGAUUUCAACCAGCACAUGUAUUUCUCCGGCUUUCUGGGGAAGUUUUACAGCACCUGGGCCAAGUACUGGGACAUGACAACUUGCACUGCUGCCCAUAUAAACAGACUGCCUGUGAUAGCUCAGUUGUGGUAUACAUACAUGACUUGCAUCACACUUCCCUCUGUAAUAUAAAUGCCCAGUAUUCAUGAAGCUCAUGACACAAUAUGCAAUCCCAAUUUUCAUGCCACUGGAAAUACUGUACUUUACUGUCAUUAAACAAAUCCACUUCCCUUCUUGCACUAAAAAAAAACAAACAAACAAACAAAAAAAACCCAAAAAACUAUUGUAGUAUCAUAAAUAAGUUUGAAAGAAGAAAAAGAUUAGAAUACCAUAUUAUUACACCUUCUUCCAAUUAUGAUUAAAAAAAUGUAAGUCCUUUCUCAGAAGGUCAUUAACAGCUUUCCACCCAACACCUAGUUUAAAUCAAAAGGUUUAAGGCUAAGCAAGUUUGAUCACCUGGUCUGACUAGAUACUUAGUUACAAAAUAAUCCCCUGAAUUUUUCAUGCAUGAAUGACAGUACAACAUCCAGGCAGUAAGGUAACUUGAGUAUAGCUGAGAUACUAAAAGCUUGCCACACUUACCUUCUCUAUGGAAGCACUGCAAAGUUCUGGAGAUACAGAAACUCUUACUCAUAAAAAACUACUCCCAGGAAAUUUUAAUCCUUAAAAUAACAGCUUUCUGGGAGUAUUGCAGAGCCCCAUUUUCUUUUUUUCCUUCCUCUAUUCAGCUACCUUCUGAGGGGUUAGGACAAACUAAAUUGUUAUGUUUCUUGUUGAGGUAUUACAGAACAUGAGGACAAGAUGCUGAAGUUCCAGCAGAGAAUUGCAAUGGCUUCUUUUGUCAUAAAAAUUUUACUUUCCCCUCCCCCCUUCUUCUGGGAUGGUAAUAACUAAAACAGGUCUGGCUAAUUAGUCUCAAUCUGUGGUUUGCUUAAAGCAGGAUCAGGCAAGAAUGGAAAUAGCUGCUAGCUUGUCACAGCUUAAGCUGGUGCAGAAACAGAUUGUGCACAUGAUCAGCAUAGCCACAUCCUAUUAGUGCUGCUGCAACUUCAAGCAAAACCUCUCAAUGACAUGGAAACUCAUGUACCUGCCUCCUCACACUCAAGUCUGAACAGGCAGAAGGCAGCAACAUCAUCAAGAGAAUAUUUCUUGGGAUGCAACAGCAAAUAUCUAACUGUUCCUCGAAACAGGCCUUCCUUGCACAGCAGCAGGAUCAAUGGAUCUUUAGAAGCACCUAGCUGUGUGGAUACCGACUGCAGUUCUAUUAUAAACAAUUACCUGGACGGGACCCAAGGAGAGGCCAUGGACUCCAUGAGUGGCAUGCACUUCAGAGAUAGCAACAGAAAGGUUGACUAUGUUUUAGUCUACCACUACCGGAAACGCCUCACCCAGCACCAGCCUGGAGCUGGAUCACCCAGACCAAUGCACAGGGCAGCCUCCAUGGCCAUUGUUUCAAACGGAGGGACCAAGAAGGGCUGCCUCAAGCUGCAGCCAGACAAUGGCCAGCAUGCCCCUCAGGAGGCUGAAGUGAUUGAGCUGGACCCACUGGACACCCUGGAGGAGGAAAAACGACUGCAGAGGGAAGAGUAUGAAUGCAAUCUAGUGGCAGCAGGACUGGAGAUCGAGAAGGACACUGAGAAUAAGAGCCAAGGACUGAACUUCGUCCGUAUUCAUGCAACUUGGCAAGUACUUAGCCGAGAAGCGGAACUCCUUAAAAUAAAAAUGCCCACUAAAAAGAUGUAUGAAAUCAAAGAAGAAGGGGGAAUAGUCAAAAAGUUAAGUGAAAUAUGGCGCAAAUUGUCUGAACCUCUGCAACCCCAGGUGCCACAAGAAGAUACCAAGAUGAAAAGCCUAUCUUACCCAUUUUCCAGAGAGAAAAUAUAUUUAUACAACAUCAGAGAUAAAGACACAUUUUUUGACAAUGCUACCCGCAGUCGAAUAGUACAUGAAAUUUUGAAGCGCACUUCUACAAAGACCAGAAACAGCAUGGGUAUUAGCACAUUAAUAGCAAACAAUGUUUAUGAUGCAGCAUACCCACUUCAUGAUGGUGAAUAUGAAUACCAAAAUGAUGACAUGAAUGAAAGAAAGUUGCUGUAUCGAGAAUGGGCAAGAUAUGGAGUAUUUUACAAGUUUCAGCCUAUUGACCUCAUAAGGAAGUAUUUUGGAGAAAAAAUAGGACUUUAUUUUGCAUGGCUGGGCUUAUAUACAGAAUUCCUCAUUCCAUCUUCAGUUGUUGGGAUUAUUGUAUUUCUUUAUGGAUGUAUAACAAUUGAGAGCGACAUUCCUAGUAAGGAAAUGUGUGACCAGCGUAAUAGCUUCACCAUGUGCCCUCUCUGUGACAAGUUCUGUGAUUACUGGAACCUCAGCUCUGCAUGUUCUACAGCUCGAGCUAGCCACUUAUUUGACAACCCUGCCACAGUCUUCUUCUCCAUCUUUAUGGCCCUCUGGGCUACUACGUUCCUUGAGCAGUGGAAGCGUUUACAGAUGAGACUGAGUUACUUCUGGGAUCUGACUGGACUGGAGGAAGAAGAAGAGCAUCCCAGACCAGAGUAUGAAACCAAACUGCUGCAGAAAAAGCUGAAAAACAAAAACAUGAAAACAGAAAGUACAAAUGAAGAUGGAGAAGACAAGUUGACUUGGAAUGACCGUAUGCCUGGAUAUGCAGUAAAUUUUGGACUGAUUUUAUUUAUGAUUACACUGACAUUUUCUGCAGUAUUUGGUGUGAUCGUAUACCGCAUUACUACAUCAGCAGCUUUGUCACUCAGCACAAAUGAGACAACCAGGUCAAAUGUUCGAGUGACUGUGACUGCAACUGCUGUCAUCAUUAAUCUGGUUGUGAUACUCAUACUUGAUGAAAUUUAUGGAGCUGUAGCCAAAUGGCUGACAGAAAUUGAGGUACCAAAAACAGAGAAAACUUUUGAGGAGAGACUGAUUUUGAAGGCAUUCCUAUUGAAGUUUGUGAAUUCAUAUGCACCAAUUUUUUAUGUUGCCUUUUUUAAAGGAAGAUUUGUUGGCCGACCUGGUCAUUAUGUAUAUGUGUUUGAUGGUUACCGAAUGGAAGAAUGUGCUCCAGGAGGCUGUUUGAUGGAACUCUGUAUUCAGCUGAGCAUCAUUAUGCUUGGAAAACAAUUGAUUCAAAACAAUCUGUUUGAAAUUGGAAUCCCGAAAUUAAAGAAGCUUUUCAGGAAGAUGAAGGAUGAAAGAACUGAACCAAAGGAAAUGGACACCAACCAACCAAAGGACCCUCAGCAGUGGGAUCUUGACUACAGCUUGGAACCUUUCACUGGACUGACUCCAGAAUACAUGGAAAUGAUUAUCCAGUUCGGCUUUGUCACACUCUUUGUUGCCUCCUUUCCUCUGGCACCACUCUUUGCUCUUCUGAACAAUAUCAUAGAAGUCCGGCUUGAUGCAAAAAAGUUUGUUACUGAACUAAGGAGGCCAGACACAGUAAGAGCAAAAGAUAUAGGAAUUUGGUAUAACAUUUUGAGUGGUAUUGGAAAGCUUUCGGUUAUCAUUAAUGCUUUUGUAAUUGCUGUCACAUCUGAUUUCAUUCCACGCCUUAUGUAUCAAUACGCAUAUAGUCAAAAUGGAAGCAUGCAUGGCUUCAUCAAUCAUACUCUCUCAUACUUCAAUGUCAGUCAUCUCAAGGCUGGAACACAACCAGAAAACUCCCCAUUUGCACAGGACAUUUUAUUCUGCAGGUUUAAAGAUUACAGAGAACCACCUUGGUCCCAAAAUCAGUAUGAGUUUUCUAAGCAGUACUGGGCUGUCUUAUCUGCUCGCUUGGCUUUUGUUAUUAUAUUUCAGAACUUGGUGAUGUUCCUCAGUGUUUUGGUUGACUGGAUGAUUCCUGACAUCCCCAAGGACAUCAGUGAACAAAUCAAAAAAGAGAAAAGUGUGCUUGUUGACUUCUUCUUAACGGAAGAACGCAAAAAACUGAAACUGAUUGAAAGCUUUAUCACAUGUGACAAGCACAAACACAAAAGUGCGACCAAAGACCAAAGAAUCCGAGCUGCAAGCUUCUCUCAGUUUAAUCAGAGUCAGAAGGGCAGCAUUGUCUCCUUCAGCUCGCAACACACGGAAGUGUGACUUCAUAAGGAGGAUAACCUCUGCAAUAACUUUUUACUGUGUGAUGUGAUUCUGAAAAAAGCAAGGGAGGCAGAGACAGUUCAAGAAGAAAUGGAGAAAAAAGAGGUGCAUCUUUCUUAGAAACUCUGUAUGUAAGUGUCUCUGUUACACUUUAUAUGUUACCUGAGCUUCUACAUUUUCAGAGUUUACCAGUACAGGAUAUGGGCUAUGUUUAGUUUGUAGCUGGUCCCCAUGGUGAUGCACGUUAACUGAGUAGGUAAGCAGGAACGCUCCUCACUUAUGCAGUCCCUGAAUACAUUCCCUGUGGGGAAUGGUAGGGAUACUUCUGCCCUAGUGUCUGUCUUUUGGCUGAUCUGACCAACCCUACUGAAAUGUGCACAAAGCAUGGUCUCAUGGCUUUUAGCUGUCACUAUAUGGCUGAUAAACAUGUAGAGUCUUGGGGGUUGAUGUGCCUUCCUAACUUGUACUGCCACUUAGUGAUGUCACAGUAGGGCAUUCAGGGCCAUUGGUAAGUGCACUGAGCUUUGAGAACAGAAGGAACUGAAAAUAACUGAGGACUUCCUAUAUAUCUUCAUAUAUAUCAUGCUUUGCUUUGCAGGAGACUGAACGUGGGUGAUAAUAAGCGGAGGUCACAACAUAUGCAUCAGAAUUAAGUAAAGCAGCUAGAACUAGAAAAUUCACUGUUAUUCAUUGUCCUGAACAAAAACCAGCAUGUUUGAUUCUUCUCUCACAUAAACUUAAUUCAAAAUUAUAACUUGUUUUUGUGCAGUACUGUAUUACUCCUUCUUCUACAGAUUUUCCAAAACAAGUGAUUUGAAGACCUUCUGAAACAAUGUAAUUGUAUAGUCAACAAAUAUACAGAGUGGUGUGGUCAGAUCGGUAUCCACAAAUAGUAUAGCUAGAAAGAUUAUGAUUGGAAAUAGAUGGAAAAUGCUCACUCCAAGAGUAGCGAUCUCCAGAAAGAGAUCCUUCCUCAGUGGCAGUCAGCCCUUAAAUGGGGUCAAGGAGAGGUGGAGCCAGGCUCCACCCCUUCUGGUCACACAGGUGAAUUGCCUUCACCUGUGCUCACAGGGCUGACCAGGUCCUUUCACCAGGUGCUCAAUCAGAGGUUCAGGCCAUGCUUCAACAGUUCCCAUACAGUAAUGAAUAUGAACUAUUGACAGUGUAUAUAUUUGAUGUUUAUAAAUGAUUCCAAUAGGUAGGAAAAUUACAGGAAGCUGUUCUUUUUAAAUAUAAUCUAAGUUUUGUCUUAGUAUGUAUACUUCACAGUCACCUGCAGGCAGAUGAACAACAUCCUUGUGAGGCACAUAAGUCAUUAUACUGCAUCUUGUGUCUCAGAGAAUGCACUUGUUAUGAUCACAACGUAGCUAUUAAAAUGUAGGUAGGUUCCCUCUGUAGUCACCUUAUAAAGAAAAGCACUGGCAAGCAGGCUACCCAUCUCGUCUUGACACUGCUGUCUGAAAGAAAUGCAUUAAUCACCUCUGGUAAUUCCUGGCUCUUAUUUUACUUUCAAAGGAUCAACAAGCCCUGUCAGGGAUUCCAAGGGCCCAUGUUUUAUGUCAGCUGAUAUUAAUGACAACUAUGAUCUCAUUUGCGCUAUGUGGUAUUUUGGUAGGGGGAUCUGAGGGUUUGGAACUGCCUACUUGUAAUUUACAUUUCUAGUUGAUUGAUUCAAUUAAUUUUCCUCAAAGCAAAAUGUCUCUGAUGGGGAGAAAAGUUUUUAAACAGCAGAAAUAAUGGUCAAGCAAGAACUUUAGAAUGUUUUAUUCUCUUUUUCCAGAUAGAUGGAAGUACACGUAUGGUUUAGAAUGAGUUUUACAAGUUACACUCUUUUUCCAGUAACAAACUGGAUGCAACAUAGUCAAAGUUAAGGCUCUUCUUAAAACAGAACAAUUUCUGCACACUUUCUCUCAACCUAGGAAAUACCCUCUUGCCUUUUUAGACAUUUCGCGUCACUCAAAAAUGGUCAGAAAAAAAGCUAUCCCAAAGUUGAAUGUAUUAGGCACAGAAUUUCCAUAAUGAGCAACUGAAGUGCUUUCUGUGAUAAUGUGUUUCUAGAUUUCCUAGCAAAAGGGACUAGAGAAGCCCACAGAUGUACCCUGAUGCUCUGAAAUUUCUCCCGAGAUUUAUGUAUCUCACCCAAACAAGGCUGGGAAAGAUGCACUGCAGCAAACACAGCUCAUGUACAGAUUUGGAUCUUCUACGAUAUCACAAGCAGGACACACAGCUAAGUUAUCUUUACCUGUGAUAUGCUUUCUAUGUGUCUCUUAAUUUGAGAGUUUCUUUCACUGAAAAUUACUGCACAUUUGCUACUUGACCUCAGUCCCUGAGGACUGCAUUCACUGUUACAUUUCUGUGGUAGCCUCUGGAUUCUUCUGAUACUAAUUUCCAUCAGCUGCUGUAAUUGUAGACCACUGAUUGGUCCUUUAUUCAUUCCCAGUUUCUAACUUUUCUCCUUUGGACAAAGAAGGACUUUAUCUGAUCCCUUUUCAUCAGCAUACUUGUAAGUCCAGACACAAAGCACCCCCUUACUAUUACACAUAUUUCAGAAGCAGAUGAUGACUAUUUCAAGAGACGUGCAUGGAAAGCUCUAGGGAAGAAUAGAGCAGAGAUGCAAGUAGAAAUGCAAAGCAGUUACAAAUCCUCUGAGCUUUUGUGAUUCCUUGCAAUGAAAAUGAGUUAAAAUUUCUGCAAAGGAAAUGAGAAAAGGAAGUAGAAUUUGUGCAGAUGCCUCUAAACAUUCUGUUCAGAUUUUAGUAGAUCCAUCCAAAAGUUUCAACACUAAAGUAAGAAAAAAAAAAAAAAAACACAACAGUAAGUGCAAACAAAUGAAAAUCCACAUCACUUUGUGUGUGAAUAUUUAAUGCCACUCAGACAGUCACAAAAUACUGAACAUACGUUCUAGGCUUCACGUCUAGUGCCAUUAAUAGGAACAUACAUAACACAUAUCUUAUCAGAACAGUGAGAACAGGAAGUAAAAAAAAAAUGGAAUAAUGACCCUAAUAUAAGUCCUUAACAGAAGCAUAACUGGACCUGAUGUAAUCAUUAGGCAGUGUAAGGAGUCUCUACCUUUUAGUUUCUCUACUGCUAGAAGAAUCUUCUGGUAACUAACAGAGAUUGUUGCUCCAUGUACUGUACAGAAAGCUUCUCCUUUGUGCUGUUGGUGCAAGAUUAAAACAGCUUUCUGAAGUUAUUCAAGAGAAUAAAUUGACUCAUAUUGAAGGUGUCUUUGCUCCUUGCUCCUGCGUCGCACUAUGAACUUAAACACCAUUCAGUUAGAGAAUCCACAUCCAUACAGACCGAUUAACCUCUUGACAGUGCCUAUCUCCAGUUUUAAAGAGGGCUUCCAAGAAUUAAACGAAGCUGCAGGGGGAUGUUAGCCCUUUCCAUCAUCAAGGAGACUUGCCCUCUUUUUAAAGCAUCAUCACUAGUAGAGGUAUCACUGUAAUUUUCUUCAGCAUUCUCAGAAAGCAGAAAAAAGUUGUUACCUAGACCUUUCCUGCAAUUUGAUCUUUCAUGGCACUAAAAACUAGUGAGACAUAGUCCAGGGAAGAAAAAGGUAACUUAUGUGGAAGUACAUCUGUUAAAUUAUUGUUUGGAAAUAUCUACUUCAACAUGUACAGUAUUUACCACUGUUACCAAUAAACAGAAGAGUCUAUUGCU